This is a messenger RNA of Nicrophorus vespilloides, 2861 nucleotides long. RefSeq names its product sorting nexin-14-like. The transcript has 13 exons. Gene Ontology annotation, molecular function: phosphatidylinositol binding. Bases 56 to 2800 code for a protein of 914 amino acids. Gene Ontology annotation, cellular component: late endosome. NCBI's taxonomy places the organism in Eukaryota, Metazoa, Arthropoda, Insecta, Coleoptera, Silphidae. The record is from RefSeq and is a predicted model, not a curated record. Gene Ontology annotation, biological process: autophagosome maturation.
AGUGAAUCAAAACAAGAGCACCGAUGUAAACAGUAAAGUGAAAAUAUGUAUUAAAAUGUUACGAAAAGAAGCAAAAGAUAUUAUAAACUUAGUUAGAAAUGAUAAAAUAACACGUUCCAUUGCCAUAUUUGUGUUCUUGUUGACGAUUUUAAUUGCUAUAUCCUUUAGCUUAAUCUCUGGCUUACUAAUAUUGAGUAGCUACAUAUUUGGCUUCAUAUUGUGUGCCUCUUUACUCAAGUAUCAAAAAAGUGCAUCCAUAUGUUUACAGAGAUUUGUCAGUAUUUAUCGAGGCCACUUCUCUCCAUACAAGAAAACCAAAGAUAAAAUUUGCUCAAUUUGCACUGAAAAUGGAUGUUCCAGGCACUUGCAUAACUCUAACAGUCCUUGGAAGCAGUUGAUUAUAAACAAAAGACUUAAUGAUGCUGUUGAACAUUUUUUUAAUAGGAUACUAGAUCAAUUUGUGCUUUCUUGGUACACAAUUUACACAAAUGAUUUAACAUUUGUUAGUGAAAUAAAAUACUCUAUCAAGUAUGCAUCAGCUUCAAUAGUGACAAAGUUUCUUGAGUUGGACAUUGGGAAAAUCAUUACUAACAAAUUGAUUCCAUGUGCCAUUAAACAUGUUGAUGAUCAUCUGUGUAUGGUUCAGAUUGGUGAGCUCAAGAAUGUUGAAAUGAAUAAAAUUGCUGUGGAAUAUUUGGGAAAGAGGCUUCAUUUUGCAGCAAGCAAUAGAAAUAAUGAACUGACUUAUUUAAGACAUUUAUCCAUGGCUUUAAUAGAGAGAAUCUUGCCAAGUGAUAACUUAAAAUCCAAAAACUAUUCAAUUCUGUUAAGGGAGAUUAUUUCUGGUUGGGUUUUCUUACCAAUGAUGGAUGUCUUAGCAGAUCCUAAUAUUAUUAACUCAUUGGUGAUUUUAAUUACCACAUACAAGUCAAAACCUGGUGAUGCUUCUAUAGGGACUGUAGAAGAUGUAGAAUUUUUGGAAAACUUCUCUAAAAUGCAACUCAGCAAUUCCUCGCUGGGUACUGAUUUGAAAACGAUUUUAAAAAAUCCCACUCAACUAUACGCUUUUAUGCAAUUUUUGAAAAAGGAGGGUUCAGUAAAUAUAUUAAACUUCUGCAUGGACGUUGAGGCCUUCAAUGGAAAACUGCUGAUGCCUGAUUUAUCUAAAAAACAGUUACAGGAUUUGCAUGCUGAAGCGCUGAAGAUCUAUAAUGUUUACAUGGAUCAUAAGAGUAUAGAUUUCAUAGGCUGUGAUAAUGGUAUUUGCUCAAGCUUAAAUAAGCUAUUAGAAGAUGGGGUGUACAACGUGGCUAAGCUGCAAACAUCGGAGCCAUUGUUUCAGGCAUACGAUUUUGCAUUUAACUUAUUAGAAACUGAAUGGAUGCCUCAGUUUUACCAUAGCAAUGAGUUUUACAAUAUCAUUUGCGGGUCGAAGGCGACGAGUGGGUACUCAAAAAGUUCGAUCAAGAGCCCAUUUAUAAUACACGGAUCACCCGUAAAAAUAAGGAAUAAAAAAUAUUACGACUCUAAUAAUCAAGGAGCAGUGUCCAAAAUUAGUAGCAGUUUCGGUAAGAUUAAAGGUGCUUUACAAGCGAAGCAACCAGUCGAGGGGGCGGUUUAUCCGCACGAAUCACGGAUCCUCGAAUCUGAUCACACUUAUAUUGAAGAGAGCGAAAUGUACACGCCUAAUCGCGAUUUAACAGCUUGGAGGAUAUCCAUUCCGAACAUUGAAACUCAUCAAUACGGUACGAAACCUAUGGCCAUGUUUGCUAUACAUGUGCAGCGAAUAGAUGCAAUUUCUGAUCACGAAAUCAGGCAUUGGAUUGUGCAUAGGAAAGACCAGGACUUUUACACGUUGAAAUCUAAAUUAAUUGAAUUCCAUGGUGAAACGGAGAUUUGCAAUUCACCUUUGCCAUCAAGAAGGAAUUAUUUUAGGAAUAUUUUACCAAUGGAAAUAAGAAAGAGAACGUACGAGGAUUUCUUGAAAAAGUUACUGGAGAAGCCUUUGCUGAAAGGUAGCGAUUUACUUCAUACAUUUCUCACAGCGAAAACGGAUUUCUCUGUAUCCAUUAGUGCAUCGAUGCCGGUAGUCGAUUUAGAAAAUAUUUACCAGUCCGUAGCGUAUAAACUGAGGAAGGAGAAGGGCCAGCAUCUGGAUCCGUUCAUGGUGACCUUCCUGAACUCAACGGGUCGCCAAAAGAAUAACAAAAUCGAAUGGGCCGAAGUUGGAGACGAAGUUGAUCCGCUCUCGGGAAAAGACUCCAACCCGUAUCCGAAAACGAUGGUAAAUAAAAUAUUCGGCGACAAUUUCGGUGUGGAGUACAAGAGGGAAACGGAAAGCAGUUCGAGUUCAAUAAAUCCCAACGGCAUUACGGAAUCGCUGUUCUAUUUAUUAAAGCACAUCUUCAAGGUUCACACGGCCAUAUUGAAGCUGUACGUGGCGGUUUGCAGCGUCGGUCAACAGGCUAUAGAAUCGAUGAGUCGUAUAUUCAUCGAUCGCAAGAUCAAAUCGGCUUUACCCCAAAGUACUCUUGCCUUUUUAAUCAAAGAGUUAGAAGAUGUGAUUUUUGCCAAACACAUUCCGUCCACUGCGGAGCAGCUGCUCGAACGGAAGAAGCGAGCUUUUACUGAAUUGGAUCAAGCCGUUCCGGGACUUUUAGGGAAGGAUUUUCGAAAGGGCGUUCUUUUGCUAUUGGAGAUCCUCCAAAAUCCCUCGUAUAAUAAACAAUUAGUUUAUAAUUUAAUAGACAUUGUCGUGGCGGAGAUGUAUCCAGAGUUGGACUGCUCCGAUGACUUUUAAAGUACUAUUUCGUUCACUAUUUUGUAUAAUUUAUUUCAAUAUAAGUAUUUAUUUUAGAAUG